CAGUCUGUCACACUGCACACUGAUCUUGGGGACCUCAAGAUAGAAGUUUUUUGCGAAGCUACACCCAAGGCUGCCGAAAAUUUUCUGGCCUUGUGUGCAAGUGGAUACUAUAAUGGAUGUGUUUUUCAUCGUAACAUUAAAGGAUUCAUGGUUCAGACUGGUGAUCCCACAAAUACUGGAAAAGGAGGUACUUCAAUUUGGGGCGGAAAGUUUGCAGAUGAAAUAAAAUCAACUCUUCGACACAACACUCGCGGUAUCGUGUCCAUGGCGAGCAAAGGAGCAGAUGCAAAUGGAUCUCAGUUUUUCAUCACAUACUCAAAACAGUCACACUUGGAUUCAAAAUACACUGUGUUUGGAAAAAUCAUUGAUGGAUUGGAUACAUUGGACUCUCUGGAAUCUGUUCCUGUUGAUGGAAAUCACCGACCAAAUCAGGAUAUAAAGAUUAACUCGGUCACAAUCCAUGCCAAUCCAAUCGCUGAGCACUGA
Messenger RNA from Batrachochytrium dendrobatidis JAM81, 486 nucleotides. RefSeq lists its product as uncharacterized. Lineage: Eukaryota; Fungi; Chytridiomycota; Chytridiomycetes; Rhizophydiales. The record is from RefSeq and is a predicted model, not a curated record. Gene Ontology annotation, cellular component: catalytic step 2 spliceosome. Gene Ontology annotation, molecular function: peptidyl-prolyl cis-trans isomerase activity. Gene Ontology annotation, biological process: protein peptidyl-prolyl isomerization; protein folding. The annotation marks the transcript as partial. The transcript is spliced from 6 exons.